This is a messenger RNA of Fonsecaea erecta, 1758 nucleotides long. RefSeq lists its product as hypothetical. The coding region runs from base 1 to 1758 and encodes 585 amino acids. The record is from RefSeq and is a predicted model, not a curated record. NCBI's taxonomy places the organism in Eukaryota, Fungi, Ascomycota, Eurotiomycetes, Chaetothyriales, Herpotrichiellaceae. The transcript has a single exon.
AUGGCGAAGCAGUUGACCGUGACCAUGACCAUGACCAUGACCAUGACCAUGACCAUGACGGCGACGCCACCCUCGAAGCGCGUGCUGUUCAUGAGCACCAAAACCCCCGGCAACUUCCAAGGGACACGAGAUCGCCAGGAGGUCCGCGCUUUGGCAUUACGGGCAGCGUCCUUUGCCCGGCCAAACAGGCGAAAGAAAACCAGAAAGACAGGGGAUCAAAACAGCCGACCUGCUCCAGAAGGUCGUGCUGAACCAACGGGUAGUGUCCAGAACUCGAUCGGUGCACCUGCGUCGCCGACGACGACUCCCAAUCCCCAUGCUCUCGUCGGGAAUGGAACGUCUGACCCCUUUGAUUCCAUGCCUGUUCCCGUCACCGCCCACUGCCACGACAUCCUCGCCUACGUUCGCUCAUUCACAUAUGCAAUAAAUUGGCCCGACGAACUCGAGGCGUGCCGGGAAGGAGGGAGUCUGUACCGGGCACACUCGGUCAUGUAUACCAAGUAUUUCGAACACGCGGCUCCUCUCAACUGUCUGCUGGCCUACGUCUACAACCUCAUGGCCAUCGCACAGCCCGAGAAGGCUGACCACCAUCGGCAGAUCUCGAUGCAAUAUUCCGUCAACGGCUUCCAAUGCCUGCGAGACCUAAUCGACAACCUGGACUACUCCUACGACCAACUCUUGCUGAUCUUGCAGACCAUCUGGCCGCUGGCGAGUGCCGAGUACUCCGAGUCCGUUCGAACAGGCAACGACAAGUGCACUCAGCACCGUUGUGCGUUAAAGAGGCUCAUUCGUCUCCUGGGUGGCCUCGACAAAUUGCCCUUGGUGUACAGGGAGUUGAUUGUGCAUUUCUUUGCCAAAAUCGCGGUCGUGACAGGGACACGCACCGAAAUCGAGCCCUCGUCGUGGGAUCCUGGCCCGUGGAAUGCGCAUCAUGUUCUAUCACUGCCACGAGAACCUGAGGGGAUCCCGAGUCCGUUGCCUGAGCAGUCGGAUGGACCCCAAACGCUGCCAGAUAUCUUGGCUGCAUUGAGAGAACUGGUCGCCGUUGAAGAGGUGAAGAGACAGACGACCUGGUCCGAUGAGGAUCACCUCAGCCCCAUAUUCCGGUGGUCAUUUCUCCGCAGAAUCGCCCUCAAGAUGCGGCUGUGGAAUCUUUGGCACAGUCCUGCCGACCAGAUCGACGCAAGGCCAUUGCCAAACACACCGCUGCGACCACAAGACUCGUCUCUGUGCCUUGCGGCGCAAAUCUUCAUCUAUCUCAGCCUUGAAGCCCACCCCAUCAAACAACCGUGGUUCGCAGCACCAACUCAACAUGCCGAGAUGUUGGACCGGAUCAAGGCAAUGGACACAGCCCUCUUGGAGUGGGUGAAAGAUCUUGAUCCAACGGCGUCAAUGCGGGAUUCUCUAUCAGAUGGAAUAGCGAACAGCGAUUCUACUGCCCUAACACGGGCACAGGAUCUUCUCUGGAUCGUUGCCAUUGGCGCAUGCUUCGAGGAGGAGGUCAAGAAGCAACAAGGACGAAACCCGAUCGCAGAUUUGACGGUGAAACCACAAACCGAUGCCGAGAAUCAGGAUAAUGGCAAUGUUGUGACCACCAAGUUGCCGACCGAAUGGUUCUCUGUGCGAUUUGGCCUACUUGCGAGGAGGCUAGGGUAUACGACAUUCGAGGAUGUGCAAGGAUUGUUCAAAAGGGAGCACGUGUAUGACGGGAUGAUGAUGGAUGAGGCAUUGGAGAGGCUAUUUGAUACGAUCAUGUAA